Dreissena polymorpha is the source of this 3628-nucleotide messenger RNA. Its product is annotated as E3 ubiquitin-protein ligase TRAF7-like. Bases 122 to 2110 code for a protein of 662 amino acids. Gene Ontology annotation, molecular function: protein binding; zinc ion binding. The record is from RefSeq and is a predicted model, not a curated record. The transcript is spliced from 21 exons. NCBI's taxonomy places the organism in Eukaryota, Metazoa, Mollusca, Bivalvia, Myida, Dreissenidae.
CCAAGUCUAUUUAUAUAAAUGUGUCACACUAAACUUCCUGUAACUUUUGCAAGUUUUGGUGUGCGAAUUCACACAUCGAUUGGAUGUGUAUUUACUUGUGUAUUGGAAGUGUAAAUACGUGAUGGAUAGAGGACAUCCCAUCCCGGCCUUUGAAGAAGACGAGAGAUUCGGAAAAUAUCACACUAGAAGUCCAGACAAUGUGUUCGUUGAGACAACAUUUGGUGCAAACAACUCCAUUGCCCCCAUAACUAGAGUGACCUCUUUUGGUGAGGACGUUGACAGUGCGAUAUCCUCUACAGCCGCCUCCACUGGCACAUGUAACACGAUCCUCAGUCAUGGAGGAAGUACAGACUCCAGCGCGUUGUCCGAGAACUGGCAGUUGCUUGGGGUGCCUCCAGCCAAUGAGAGCAGACUUUCCCAGACAUCUAUGCUAGGUGAUGAGGAGGAGGAAAUCAUUGUGUUUGUGGAGCUACCUAACAAGAAGCUGUUGUGUCGCCUGUGUGGGAAAGUCUACAAGGACCCUGUGAUUGUCACCUGUGGGCAUACCUACUGCAGGCGUUGUGUGAACCACAAAGGGGACGAGACGUGUCCUGUAGACGGGCACAUGCUCGGAGUGGUUGUAGCGAAUAUAGCUGUGUCCGAGCAGAUUGGCGACAUGUUGAUACACUGCAAAUAUGGAUGCCGUCUGUCGGAGGACGGACAGACCUACACGAAGGACGAGGCAUGCUGUCCUGUCACAGUGAAGAUUGCAAACAGGAGAGACCAUGAGGAUGAGUGUGAUUACAUGCCAGUCGAGUGCCCAAACAAUGCUGGAUGUCCCACUCUGCUGAAAAAGGAUAUGGAAGACCACAUGAGACAUUGCAGUAAUGUCAGAUGUCCACAUGUCAAAUACAGCUGUGAUUUUACGGGCACACAGGAAGAGCUAGAUGAGCAUCUGAAGACGUGUAAGUUCGAGAGCAUGAAGGAGUUCCUCCAGCGCACAGACGAGCGAAUCAGCGACCUGCAGUACACUCUGAGUUCUAAGGACCAGGAGAUCUCCUUCCUGAGAUCCAUGCUCGGGAAACUCUCUGAGAAAGUUGAGGCACUUGAGAAAUUCACUGACGUGAAAGUCCAGCUGUUGGAGCACAGUCAGAGCAAGGUGCACCGAGAGAUCAGUGAGUCCAGGAGGGAGUACGCUGUAAUAGCAGACGAACUAUCACAUAUCAACAACUAUCUGAACAUCGGAAAUAUCUCCAUGGGGGCCUACGAUCCACAGCAGAUGUUCAAGUGUAGAGGGACCUUUGUAGGUCAUCAGGGCCCUGUGUGGUGCCUGUGUGUAUUUGGUGACUUCCUCUUCAGUGGUUCCUCUGACAAGACCAUAAAGGUCUGGGACACGGGCAGCACAUACAAGUGUAUGAAGACCCUGGAGGGCCACACAGGGAUCGUCCUUGCGCUGUGUACGUACGGGAACAAGCUGUUUUCCGGCUCCCAGGACUGCAACGUCAUCAUCUGGAACAUCGACAAUGACUUUGCCAAGCUGAAAGUGAUUGAGGCCCACGAGAAUCCAGUGUGCACGCUUGCUUCUGCACGCAACAUGCUGUUCAGUGGCUCCUUGAAGGUCAUCAAGAUCUGGGAUGUGCACACUCAUGAGUUGAAGCGGGAACUGACAGGACUCAACCACUGGGUGCGAGCCCUGGUUGCUACAGGCAACCUCCUUUACAGUGGCUCAUAUCAGACCAUCAAGAUCUGGGAUGUUUUGACCCUAGAGUGUGUUAGACAGCUAGAGACAUCAGGAGGCAGUGUGUACAGCAUAGCCAUAACUAACCAUCAUAUACUGUGUGGAACGUACGAAAAUGUCAUCCAUGUUUGGGAGAUAGAGGGUUACCAGCAGGUGAGCACACUGCGGGGUCACUCUGGCACGGUGUAUGCCCUGGCCGCGUGUAACACCCCCGCCGGGACACGCGUGUUCAGUGCCUCCUAUGACAGAUCACUAAGGGUAUGGAGCAUGGACAACAUGAUCUGCUCUCAGACUCUGGUGAGACAUCAGGGAAGUGUUGCCAGCCUUGCUGUGUCCAGGGGGAGGAUCUUCUCAGGGGCCGUAGACAACACGGUCAAGGUAUGGCAGGCGUAGUUCCUGUGCAAUAUUACAUCACUAGAGCUCUUAUCUACGUACCAGAAUGUGUUCUACCAUGCUGCCUCGCAAAGAAUCACCAAACAGGAAGCCAUGUUCACCCACUGUGACCUGACUAGCUAUGGCACUUGGAAAUCCUGUUCACCAACACUGCCCUGACUAGCUAUGGCACAUGGAAAUCCUGUUAAUGAACACUGACCUGACUAGCUAUGGCACUAGGAAAUCUUGUCAAACCACUAUGACCUGACUAGCUAUGGCACUGGAGAAUCAUGUAAACCCACAGCGACCUGACUAGCUAUGUCACUGGGAAAUCAUGUUGAUCCACGGUGACCUGACUAGCUAUGGCACUUGGAAAACCAUGUUCACCCACCGUGACCUGACUAGCUAUGGCACCUGGAAACCAUGUUCACCCACCGUGACCUGACUACCUUUGGCACCUGGAAACCAUGUUCACCCACCGUGACCUGACUAGCUAUGGCACCUGGAAACCAUGUUCACCCACCGUGACCUGACUAACUAUGGCACCUGGAAACCAUGUUCACCCACCGUGACCUGACUAGCUAUGGCAGUGGGAAAUCAUGUUAACCUACAGGCACCUGACUAGCUACAGUACAGGGAAACAACUGGGACAGGGUUUUAACCGCUGUUACCUAACUAACAGUGUCUCCUUUGUCAAUAACAUCCCAUAGAUUUGUUUGUGAAAAGGAAUUUUUGGUUAUGCUGUGUUCUGUGAUAGAUGAAUUGUUAGUGAAAAAGUGAUCUUUGAACAACAAAGUUAGCAUAUUGUAUUUACCAUGAAAUACUGGGAUAUGGUCGGCUUUACGCCAAUAUGUUAUCAGAAUAUUUUUGUUGAUUACCAACACUCAAGACUCUGAUGUGUUACGUGGUAUAAGAGCAUGUGUUUGUUGACCUUGAAAGUUGCAGAAAUUUGGUCCGAUACUUUCAAUUAUAUACAAAGAGAAGAAAGAAGAAGUGAAUGUUAGCAUGAUGAUAGAGCUACUUCCAGUGUCUUCACAAUCAACAGCUGCAAUUUAAUUAAGCAUCACUCUUCCAAAACAGGACUAAAUGCAUGUGUAUAAAGCAUCGUCCAAUAUUAGCCUGGAAGUAUUCCAUGAGGCGAAAAAUUCCAUAAAAGCGGAAGGUGUUGUCCCUGAUAGGCCUGUGAAGACUAAUUUAUGCACAUGCAUUAAGCCAUGUUUUCACAGAGAGCGGCGUAAUUAAAUUCAAAUUUAAAAGUGGAAGGCUCUGCAUGAAUUUUAUAUAUCUAAUACAGAAAUGUAGAUGUUAGCCGAUAUAAUAGUUUCUGUGAUCAGGUAUGAGAUAUUGGAUAUGUAAGGUGUUUUUCAAACAAACAUUCGUCCGGUAUACAUUAAAUGUGCUUAUUAUGUCCCCCAUAACAAAGUAGAGUACAGUUGGCUGGAUUCAUCUUCAUCAUGGCCAUCUGUCUGUCAAUACACACAUGUCUGACAAGUACUCCUUUACCAAUAUACAACAUUCAAGCUUGCCUGCAUUCUUCCA